Fusarium sp. VM40 is the source of this 1704-nucleotide messenger RNA. NCBI's taxonomy places the organism in Eukaryota, Fungi, Ascomycota, Sordariomycetes, Hypocreales, Nectriaceae. The record is from the annotation of a GenBank genome assembly.
AUGCGCUCGUUCUCAGGUUGUCAAACGUGCAGAAGCAGAAAACUGAAAUGCGACGAAGCAAAACCGACUUAUUCUGGGGCGACGAAGAAACGGGGUCGGGAUGAGAGUUUUGACUCAAUUGAUGUCCAUGAUGUUUUUGAAGACGACCAUGUGUGGCUGGAGGUUCCAGAUGAUCUUCAGUUUGUUUAUAUUGAGGAUCCUUACGCGGAACAACACGACACGAUAGUUGAUGACGAAGACGUAGAAGAAACUCCUCAACUCCUGACACAUUCAGAGGACUUAUGGGCACCUGAAGAACAGACUUCUUUCAUCGUCGAAGAAGAAACAUACACUACAAAUAUCGAACCAGAACAUUCUCCCGAACCUGUUGAUGAUCCCGUCACUUCAAGAUUGGCAACGCUUCACCUUAUAAAGCAUUAUAAAGAAGGUCCCGGUACCUGGUUCGAUAUAUUCGACACCGGCUGCUAUUUCUCAGGCAAAGUCCCCGUCAAAGCAGCAACCAGCCCCCUCCUCAAAUCAGCCAUUUGCGCCAUCUCUGCAAAACACCUACACAGCCUCAACAAAUCCCAAACAAACCACUCCCGAUGGCGAGAUUACGAUUGGUUUUACGAAUCGGCAAAGCACUACAACGAAGCCAUCCGCCAUCUCAAGAACGCAGUUGACUUGCAAACCUAUGAGAAUGACUUGGGUGAGAAAGAGGAUAUGCUGGCGGCUGUUGCGAUUCUUUGUAUCUACGAGUUGAUGAAUGCGCCUGGGACGGCUUGGAGGGCACAUUUGAGUGCUUUACCGCUGUUUCAACCCGCAGAGGAUACCUUGCAUCCUGCUACGCCGAUAGUGAUUCCGAGAACGGCCAUUCAAGGUCCUAUUUUGUGGAGUUUGGCGCGUCAGGAUCUACUCUGUGCAUUUAUAAGCGAAACGCAGACUCGGCUUGAUCUAAAAGAUGUCCGCCUCUGGCAAAACGCGGGCCUUGCUACAACCGAAGACGGAACUCUAAUGCCCUUCAGUCCGCUCUGCUCAGCGGACAUUCGCACUUCAGCUGAUAUCGAAGAGGACACCAAAAGCAAUGAAUUGACCUGGCUGAUAGGCAAGCUCUCUAAUCAUCUGACGUCGGGGGAUGCCAUAAAUCCAACUGACUAUGCCCUGCCAAUCGGACAACGUCCUACCAUCGGGGUAACUCAAGAGCGGCUCCUCGAGCGCUGGAGAAUGCUGAUGUCAGAGUUUAAGAAGUGGCACGAUAGUCUCCCUGCAACAUUUACUCCCUACGCAAGGACGCCUUACCCAGAAACUGAAAGGUCAUGCUUCAACAUCUUCCAGCAGAUCUGGUACGAACUACCCAUAUGUGCCGCCACGAUACAGAACUACCACAUGGCGAUGAUUCUCCUACUUGUAAACCAGCCACAGGAGUCAACCUUCGUUCGCUCAACGGUCUCAGCGCGUCUAAAGUCUUACAGGCAGAUUCAACAAGAUGUGCAUCGCUACGCGAAGGAGAUAUGCGGUGUUAGUCUGGCGGAUGCAUCGGACCCCGUGAGGGCGAAUUCGGUGCAGGCGUUGUUUGUGGCGGGACAGGUAUUUUAUGAAAAGAGUGAGCAGGAUGCCGUGCUGGAGCUGUUGGGUGAUAUUGAGAGGGAUUUGGGAUGGACGACGAGGUUUCAUAGGGCGAAGUUAAUAGAUGAGUGGCCUAAGGAGGAGGAUUUUAUAAGAUAA